AUGUGGAAUCUUCUCUCCAGCUCACUUCUUGGACUGGAGCGUGCUAUUAUGCCGAUAAGUCCCAUCACGGGUCCCAUUUGUACGAUUCAAGCCGUUCACUUUGUAGUUCCCAAUGUGCAGAUAUCAUCAUUGAAAAAUCAAUUUGAUAGCCACAUGAAUUCAUUAGACCUUAAUACUAACAACAUAAGUGGACAAGUUCCUGAAGAGCUUGGGAAUUUGACGAACUUGGUGAGCUUGGAUCUUUAUCUCAACAACUUGAGUGGUCCCAUCCCGAAAACGUUGGGCAAUCUUCAGAACUUACAUUUUCUAGGUUUUAAUCUCAGGAUUUAUGUUACUUCCUUAAUGUUGAUAUUGCCAGUUUUAGUGGAAUCAGUCACUAAUAUUGGGUUAUAUGAUGCUAAAUUUCAUUGUGGACAAGAUAUCUUUGUCAGAUAUUUUAUUGAGACAAAAGCCGUAGGGCCUACCGAGUCUAGAUAUUUUGUUGGGAAAUAUAUUGAGAAUUAA
Rhododendron vialii is the source of this 504-nucleotide messenger RNA. Its product is annotated as LRR receptor kinase BAK1-like. The coding region runs from base 1 to 504 and encodes 167 amino acids. The transcript has 4 exons. Gene Ontology annotation, molecular function: protein binding. The record is from RefSeq and is a predicted model, not a curated record. Lineage: Eukaryota; Viridiplantae; Streptophyta; Magnoliopsida; Ericales; Ericaceae.